GUGACUUUAUGAAAUAAAUAGUAUAGCUUAUUGGAUUUAUGUGAAUCUUAAGAUAUUUUAGUGGAAGAUCGUCACUCUUGAGUGAUGACUUUUUUAAAAAAUAUAUAUUUUUAUAAAGAAGUAAUUUGAGACUUUGAUCUUAUAACAAAGCAGCCCCUGUCUCAUUUUACAUCGUUCUGCAAUCAUGUAGAUGUUCGUUUCUUAAUGGGCUAAAAAGUUCGGCUUUGCGUUAAACUAUGGAGGUCCACCUGACGGCGGUGGCCUCGUUCGCCUCCAAUGGAGACCACGUGACACAAAUCAAAAAUGGUUCUGCCCGAAGACAAUCGCACUCUCAGGACGGUUCUUGUGGCGUUCCAGGUGAAAUAUCCACCCAGUCCGGCAUCUUGGCGGAUAGGCCGCGUUCUUAUUACCGGAGGAGCUCUGCUUCGAGAACCGGAUACCGGCAGGACAACCCGCAAAUUGCUCCGGCGAACAGCGACCUCCGUUUUGGGGUCAUCCCGAAAGAGCUGCACUUAAGGCUCCUCGAUCCAAAGGACUACAAAUCUAGAACCCAAGCCAUCGAGGAACUCAAACUUCUCAUUCACGAUUGCAACUUUAGCUCCGUAACCCACGUGGACAUCAACGGGUUAAUAAGCUUUCUGCGUACUCUACUAGACGACACUAACUUCACUGUCAUGCUCGUCGCUCUGGAUGUCUUUAACUGCCUCUUGGCGAACCUCGGCCAUCGUGCCGGCGAGUACGUAAGACCCGUCAUCUCGUCCAUGAUCAAGCUGCUCGGUGACAGCAAGACGGCGGUGAAACAAGAAUACAUGAAGAUAUACAUGCGGCUAAUGAAGGUGGCCGGUCCAAGCAAAGUGCUAAGCAUACUGUUGGAAAACCUAAAACACAGAAAUUCCCGCGUGAGAGAAGAAGUGGUGAACGUUUGUAUUGUUUCUCUAUUGACCCACCCGAGCGAGGACUUCAAUUUGCCCUUUUUAGCCUGCGAAAUUGCCCCGUGUUUAAUCGACGGCAAGAGGAAGGUCCGCCAUGCUGCUCUGGAGGCCUUCGCCGUCCUGGCGGCCUCCAUGGGACACGGCAAAAGCAGCCUCCUUAAAGCCGUGGAUGAGGUCGAGCUUCAAGAAAACGGCGAAGGCCUUAUGAACGCCGUUCAGGCCAGGCUGGCCCGAAAGACCCUCCCGAAAAUAAACGCGCAAGGCCUGGUGGAGUACGCGCUCCCGUUCCCGACGUCCGCUCAGACCAGGAAGGCUCACCACCUGCCCGGCGCCGACACCGACUGGCUGCUGACGGGUAACAGGACUCAUAGCGGACAAAGUCUGUCUGGUGAUCACAGCCACCGAGUUAUACUUCCUCAGAUUGACCCGGUCGGGCGCAGAAUGCUGAGUGCCGGGAAAGGAAAAAAUAAGUUCCCUUGGGAAGAAACUCCAUCCCCGGGAGCAUCGGACGCGUUUCCAGGAUAUCAGAAGUCAGAAAAGAGCUCUUCUAUGGAUGAUUUACACCAUACACCUGCUGUAAGGGUCCCGACGGCUAAAACCAGAGAUCUGCCCAAAAAUCACUCUACCAAUGGUUUCAGCGCUAACCACGACCCUGUCGCCGCAGACACCGGUAACGAGAACUCUACAGCCUUGAUUAAAGCUCCGCAGGUGCGAGGAUCAACCGCGCGGAAAGACCUGAGUGGAUCUAAACCUGUACCCCCAAUCGCCAAAGGAGCCACCUCAUUGCCAAAUAUCAGCAACAUCCCCACCGGCAGCGUGUUAAACGGCACCCAAGGCAACGGCCGCACCUACAGAGAAGAAAAUAUUGCGAUCGACUUCUCAGACUUAAAUACAAAAGACGAGGACGACGAUGACCGCGAGGAGAUGGCAAGCUCUCUGCGCCAUGUGCGUAAAAGCGCGGCUAAGAAGAGAGCCAAGAUGAACGGGGGCUCGUCUGACUUCGAUAGUCCUGACUCCAUGAAGAUGGAACUAAACUUAGAAUCGCCGACCAACGGGACAUCUCCGUUCAGCGGCACUUACAGCGAGAGCGGAGUUUACAGUCGCGAAUCCAUGAGGUCACCCCCAUCGCCAACGCCAUACAUUAAGAAAAAGUUUGAGGAGGCUGCUGCUGCCCCCAGGUCGACUGUACGACCCACCAGACUGCUUUCUGCUCGGAAUAAAGACAUACACAAAAAAGGAGACUCUGCAACUGAAGCUAUAUCAACGAACUAUAAGCCCGAGGGUGUCGUUGGACAGCGCAUGAACUACAAGAGCAGUGCUGCAGAUGCCGAAGAGGACAAUUCCAAGCUAAUCUCGAUGGCCCCCGCAAAAUCUCAUCCUAAAGACCAGCAGAGGUCCUCAAAACCCCUGAGAGGAAUGGCUGCAUCAACCUCCAAUUUACAACAGCUUUACACCUUUGAUUUUGAUUUCUCCACCCAACUGAUUGGUGACUCCGUGGCUGUUAUUGGGAAAGGUGUAUUUGAUACCCGAGUAUCGGCUUGCCAGACAGACAGCCACUCUGUUUUCUCAACCUCUGGAGACCAGAAUAAAGCAAAACAAACCUCCGAGCCCCCCGCCGGCGUCUACGGGAGAGCCGUCCGCCACAACGGAAGUGCGUCUGAGAUCGACGCAAAAGUCCCGAUGUCCAAGUCAGCCCGCGACAAGGUGAGGCAGAGCAAAAACAGUCUCAACGAACUCUUGCACAGCAGCGAUCUUAAUAGCAAAGAAACGGAAAUCCUGUCUCGGACCGACCCCCUGCCGAUGGCCACAGGAGCGCCAAAAGCAAAAUCUGAUGUCCAGGACAACUUGAACAAUAAUAUACCGCACCUGAGAAGAAACUCCAGCCUGAAAAAGACCCCAACGCAAAGAAAUCCAUCCACUGUCAGAAGGUCAUCUGUUGGCUCCAAGCUUGAAGCUGUCAACCUCUCAGCACCCAGAGAGCUUCCCAAUCCCAACAACUCACUGACUGAUGUCUUCACGCUCUUGGAGAAUGACGAUUGGGAGAAAAAGAUUGAAGGAUUGGCUCUGAUAAGAUCACUGUGUGCCUUCCAUCCUGAUCUGGUUAUGGAGAAACUUUACGACCUGAGCUUAGCCAUCGCCAAGGAGGUGAAGAACCUGCGUUCCAGCGUCUCCCGAGCCGCCAUCGCCUGCCUGGGGGACAUGUUCACGCACCUAAAGAAGAACAUGGACCAUGAUCUUGAUAACUGCGUCAAGGUGGUCUUACACAAAGCAGGAGAAUCCAGCGUUUUCAUCCGAGAGGACGUGGACAAGACCCUAGACGCCAUGGUGGAAAAUGUUACGCCGGUGCGCGCUAUGAUGUCCCUCAUCAACGGAGGCGUCAGCCAUUUGAACCCUGCUGUUCGCAAGUGCACGGCCCAUCACUUGUACAAUCUGAUGGAGAAGAUGGGGCCGGGGUGCGUGUUGUCUGGAGUAAAGAACAUCACUGAUCGCGCCUUGCCAGCCAUUGCCAAGUUUGCUCUGGAUGGGGCCCAGGAAACUAGGCACUUUGGGCGGAAAAUGCUCCAUCUACUCAUGUCGCAUCCCGAGUUUACCAAAAUGUUGGAAAAGUAUAUUCCACCUAAGGAGUUGCCUUAUGUGAAGGACGUAAUACACAAUAUUAAAAAAAGUGUUCCCUCGCCCAACACGCAAGGCCUUAAAGCGUAUACAUGAAGAUUGGAAGAAACUAACCUUGCAAAAAAAAAAACAAAAAAACCUGGAGAUUGGAGGAAAUGAACCUCGCGAGAAAAA
Molecule: messenger RNA, 3719 nt
Organism: Spea bombifrons (plains spadefoot toad)
Lineage: Eukaryota; Metazoa; Chordata; Amphibia; Anura; Pelobatidae
Gene: TOGARAM1
Product: TOG array regulator of axonemal microtubules 1
Exons: 16
Coding region: 237-3641 (1134 amino acids)
Biological process (GO): microtubule cytoskeleton organization
Cellular component (GO): cytoplasmic microtubule; cilium
Molecular function (GO): microtubule binding
Source: RefSeq, a predicted model, not a curated record